AGGGUUCCAAAAACUUCUUGUCUCUUGCCACAUCCAAUCUCCUGUCGACUCGUCAUCUUCAGAGUCUCCAGAAAAGCUCAGUUAUUCUUCAAAUCGGGUGUACUGCGAAACAGUCGUUCAAGCUAUCAACCGUGCUGUUAGCCAGCCAUGGGCGCAUCCUCGAUGGAAAAGGUCAUGCGACUACCUGAACUACUCGCGUACAUUAUUGAAAUCUUGCGGAAGGACCGAGCUGCGUUGUUGGCAUGCUCACUGACGUGCUCGACGUGGCAUGCCGCAAGUCGACCAUACAUAUACUAUUCUAUCUCACUCGACUCAUAUGCAAAAUGCACGAAGCUUCAAAUCCUCAUAGACGAACUCCCUAUUAUCGGACGCUGGGUACGGAAACUCAAGAUUGUAGGUCACUACAACGAUCUCGGUUGGAUUCCGACGUUCCCUCUGGUGCUUUGUGACCAGUUACGUCGUCUACACACUAUCACGUUCCAGAACGUCCGUUUUUCACAGCUCUACCUCGAUCCUGAAUGGGUUACUGCUUCGGGCUUUGCCUACUUCAGACGUCUUCGGACGCUGAAGUUUCUGGAUGGAUGUCAACUCAAGGAUCCAGAGCUUCGCUCGAUCAUUUGUUCAGUCCGGAAUCUGCGUAACCUUACUCUCGACGGAGUUAUCCUUCGAGCUGCCCCACAGGAGUCCUUUAGCCAGCUCUUUACUCCCAACGUGACGAGCGUCCGCAUUGGUUUGUUUUGCGAUUUAGCGAACAAUGGCUUUGAUACAUGGUUGACGAAUGCUGGUUCCUCACACCACAUUCGCUCGCUUGUCCUUCAAGUACCUGCCUUUGGGUCCAGUAUGGAUUGGCGGGCGUUCGGCCCUGCACUCGAAUCGUUGGCCAUAUAUGAUUCUCAGAGUAUUCUCCGUCACUAUACAUUCUUCUCGGCAUUCGAUGUAUCUCCUUGCAGAUGUCUGCGCCGACUUGCGGUAACCGACUUUCAUUGCAAGGCGGGGACAAUCGAUUUGCUGAAGAGACUUCCUUCCCCACAAAUCCUGACCCAUUUUAAGUUCUCAUCGCUAUUUCAUGGAAAGAUAGAAGGGCGGCGGUAUGACACGUAUCAAGAACUCGACUGUUUACUUUCGUCUUCGACGUUCUCGAGCUUGGAGCGCUUUUAUUGUGUCUAUAGUCGCUUGGUGAAACGUGGACGGGAGGAUCGCAUUGUCGAGAGGCUGGCUACACUAUUCCCUAGGCUCGUGGCUCGUGGGGUGAUGCGGGUACACUUCGUGGUUGAGUCUGAGCUCCCACCGAUGUUCGAUGACCAUGGUAGUCGAAUCCCCCAAGGUCGUGACUCUACGAUCGGGGCUGCCAUUCAAAAGGGCGACGAGUUGGGGUAUCUUGAAGAUUUUGUCCCCACGCUCAACCUCACUCAAGCUGUCUAAUUAUAUAUAUACCUUUUCCGCAUUUCUGCGGUGGGUUCACAUUAGAUCCUGUAGACACUGCUUUCAUUUAUACGAUCGGCGAUCUUAUCUAACCUCAAUCUAAUCUAAUCUACCGAAUGCACUUUUUCCUCGAGUCAAAUCUUGGGAAGUCCUGUACUCGUCUUCACUCC
This is a messenger RNA of Somion occarium, 1592 nucleotides long. The record is from the annotation of a GenBank genome assembly. NCBI's taxonomy places the organism in Eukaryota, Fungi, Basidiomycota, Agaricomycetes, Polyporales, Cerrenaceae.